Neoarius graeffei (lesser salmon catfish) is the source of this 1640-nucleotide messenger RNA. It is a transcript of the gene atg101, whose product is annotated as autophagy related 101. The transcript has 2 exons. Gene Ontology annotation, biological process: autophagy; autophagosome assembly. The coding region runs from base 751 to 1407 and encodes 218 amino acids. Lineage: Eukaryota; Metazoa; Chordata; Actinopteri; Siluriformes; Ariidae. Gene Ontology annotation, cellular component: phagophore assembly site. The record is from RefSeq and is a predicted model, not a curated record.
GCAUAAUUACAACGCUAGAGCCCUUCAUUUUCCGGGCGACGGAUAAACAAAAAUACUCUGACUAGCAUGAUUUUUAAAUAAUAAAAAAUAGAUAGAUAAAGUCGAUGUUAUCUUUAUGUGCUGUCGAAAUGUUUUUUAACAACAGAAUAUUAAUAUUAUAAAUAUUAAUAUGAACCUGCUCAUCGACUAGCUCGCUAACAUCUAUUAUUCCUGGUUUUACACCAGAUUAAUCAACUUUAUCCGGUAAAAACAACCUUGACAUGAAGUUAAAUAACUAUUAAAUGAAGGAGAGCAGUAAAUCUAACGCGAAGGUAACUUAAAAACAACAACAAAACAGGUCCGAACAAAUUCGAAGCGCGCUUUUUUUCCCCAUUGAGCAUGUCCCUCGUUGCAUUCCGUAACUGACGGAACGUCAGAAGGGACAAAUUCGGAAAGAAACGCGCAUUUGGAAAAACAAAGACGCUUUUGUGUAUUAGAAGGCGUCCAUUUUGCUGGGAGAAAAAAAACAACGCAGACGUGUUCGAGGGAAUAUUCUGGAUGAACAGAUCCUCGGUUGUUAUUAUGUAUGACUUUUUGUGAACGCGAAAGAGAUUUUAGAAGCUUUAGAAACGUUGUGUAUUCAGUGUUGAGGGAGAAGUCAUCGUGUUCUGGAGCUGAUCCAGGAUCAGACCACAUUUGAAUUUCCCUCCGGGGGUUAAUAAAGGGAUUGUGAGCGCACAGCCCUGGCAGAGUGUGUAGUGAGUGUCGGGGAUGAACUGCCGCUCGGAGGUGUUGGAGGUGUCUCUGGAGGCCCGGCAGGUGGAUGAGGCCAUGGCGGCGCUGUUGCACACCAUCCUCCUGCACCGCAGCACCGGCAAGUUCCACUAUAAGAAGGAGGGGACGUACUGCAUGGGCACGGUGGGCACUCAGGACGUGGACUGCGACUUCAUCGACUUCACCUUUGUGCGGGUUUCAUCGGACGAGCUCGAGCGCGUGAUCAGGAAAACAGUGACCGAGUUUAAGGAUGCGCUCGGGAACUCGGGCAGUGACGGAAUGGGCCAGAUCUCUCUGGAGUUCUAUCAGAAGAAGAAGUCGCGCUGGCCGUUCUCAGAUGAGUGCAUCCCGUGGGAGGUGUGGACCAUCAAGGUGAACGUGGUGAACCUGGCCAACGAACAGGAGCGUCAGAUCUGCCGGGAGAAAGUGGGCGAGAAGCUUGGUGAGAAGGUCAUCAACAUCGUAGAGGUCAUCAAUCGGCAUGAGUACCUGCCCAAGAUGCCAACGCAGUCCGAGGUGGACAACGUGUUUGACAUGAGUUUGAAGGACGUCCAGCCGUAUCUGUACAAGAUCACGUACCAGAUUACGGAUUCUCUUGGGACAUCGGUGAGCACCACCAUGAGGAGGCUCAUCAAAGAUACGCUGGCGUUAUAACAAGGUCAUAAAGCCCUGUUAAUGAGUCAGUUCACUAAAACACACACACACUGACACUUUAACUGUUGUAAAUCUGUCUCUCCAUAUCUGCAUGAUCAUGUGAAGUUCGAGCUGAUUUUCUGUCCUGUACAGCGUAAAACAAAUCCUACUACUAAAUCCUGAUGUUUAGUUUUGUACAGUGGAAAAACAUCCUGAUCCUUUUUUCAGAAUAAAACUGAAAUUGUGUAAAAAUA